Didymodactylos carnosus is the source of this 498-nucleotide messenger RNA. The record is from the annotation of a GenBank genome assembly. NCBI's taxonomy places the organism in Eukaryota, Metazoa, Rotifera, Eurotatoria, Philodinida, Philodinidae.
AUGAGUAGCACAACUGAGGGCCAUGUUCCAUCAGCAACAACACUUGAUCAGGAUAUAAUAACGGAAAAUGGCAUCAAUUUAACUAUUAUUACACCCCAAGUACUACAUUAUACAUCAACUUUCGCGUCAAGUAACGCUUCGCAUCCAAUAUUAACGACUAUUAAAUCAUCAGAUAUAGACGGUCAACAAACACAUAUUAUUAAAAUCAUCGAAUACGCUGUACCAUUAGGUUGUGUAGCUCUUUUACUACUAAUAUUAACGGUAGUAAAGAUUCGCCAUCGUCAACGUGGUAGUAACAUAUGGCUAUUGAUUCGACGUAUGAGAAAUACAAACUUGAAAUUGUUUGGAACUACAUUAAGAAGAGAUUCUGAAUUUAGUUUUCAGUCUGGUCCGAUGGAUGAUUCAAUUGAAUGCAGAGGAGUGGUAAAACAAAAGAACAAUAAUCAGCAGAAAAGCGAGAGUAUAGGGGUUAAACCCAUGGCCUCAUUGUAUAGAUGA